Molecule: messenger RNA, 684 nt
Organism: Vicia faba (fava bean)
Lineage: Eukaryota; Viridiplantae; Streptophyta; Magnoliopsida; Fabales; Fabaceae
Source: the annotation of a GenBank genome assembly
AUGCAUCUAAAACUAGCAGCAGAUGUAACAAGAAAAUCAUACCAAGCCUUCUCUUCAACAUGUCUGAAACGUGGAUUCUCCACUCGUAGCCACACAGCAGACCCAGAUGUUCAUUCAGGACAACAAAAACCCGGUUACACUAAUUCCAGAAUUUCACCUCAAGGUACAGUUAGAGGUGAAGGUGAUAGUGACACAAAUUCAAAGUUUCCUGAAACAGAAAAAGGAGAAGUUUUCGAGUCGCCAAAAUCUCCAUGUGAAUCUUCUCCUAAAUUAAAGAGCACAGGCGUGAACCAACCAUUGGAUCCAAACAUUCAUCAGAAGAGAAAACAUGGGACAAAAGCUUUGGAAGAUGUGAGUUGUGCUGGUUUGGAUGGAACACCAUGGCCAGAAGAAAAAGAUAAGAAUAGAGAGGAAGAAAACGAGGAUAACAAAGAUUACUAUAAAGAUCACAAACCGUCUCCGUUAUCGGAAGUGGAGUUUGCAGAUACAAGAAAGCCUGCUACUCGUGUUAUGCAUGGAACUGCGGAUUCUGGACAAGGGGGAGAUGUGAUUGGUUGGUUGCCGGAACAGGUUGAGACUGCGGAGGAGACGCUGUUGAAGACUGCUGAGAUGUGGCGGUGGAGAGCAAUGCAUGGUGACCCUGAUGCUCCUCAUUCAAGGGUUCUUAGAGCUCUACGCGGUUAA